Molecule: messenger RNA, 1588 nt
Organism: Panicum virgatum (switchgrass)
Lineage: Eukaryota; Viridiplantae; Streptophyta; Magnoliopsida; Poales; Poaceae
Exons: 1
Coding region: 298-1014 (238 amino acids)
Source: RefSeq, a predicted model, not a curated record
CGAGGCAAAACGGGCGAGAGGCACGCGCGCGCGCGGGGAUGGAACGCCGUCGACUUUGACCGCCGACGAGAGAGCUGCGUGCGGCCUGGUUGUUUUUGCUCACAUGCGGCGCGCCCUCUCACUGCCGCGCGGUCAAACCUACCCCUUGCGGCCAGCGGCCAUGUCGUCGUCCACGCCCAUAUAUCCAGCGAGCAACCGGGCCGGCCGGACAUGACAAGCCGCUAGCGUACAGACAGCCCAUUGCUGCAUCCAUCUCGCCAUCGCCAGUAUAGUAGCUGCUUGCAUUGGAGUUUGGACAUGGCCAAUGGUGGAGGGUGCCUCCUGGCGCCGUACCUCUGCGCGGCGCUGGUGUCGCGGCGGCGGCGGGCGGCGCGGCUGGUGCUGUGGGGCGGGGAGUCCCGGGCGGCGCGGCGCGGGAAGCUGGCGGGGCAGGUGAUGCUGGACUUCGCGGGCACCGUGGUGUGCCGCGCCGACGGCUUCUACCUGGGCCGCCCCGCGCCCGUGCUGGCCAUCGAGGACCGGCUCGUCGCCGGCACCACCUACCUCGUGCUCCCCGUGGAGCGCCUCCCGCAGGGCUACGACGCUCUCACCGCGGCGUCCCUCGCCGCGCUUUCCUACGACAGGGCCGCCGGCGGCGGGUCGUCGUGCAUCGCGGGGGGGCCCAAGAGCCCCUUCGAGUACGUCAAGGGCGGCGACGGCCGGACCGUCAUCAAGGUCACGCCGGAGUUCCUCAUCGGGGCCGUCACGUCCAGGGCCGGAUUGGGAUCCAAAGAGCCCGGCGGCGAGGACGCGGAGGCGGCGUGCGCCGGGGCGGCGCUGUGCAGCACCCCCGAGCUGCGGAAGCACUACGAGCAGCUCGUGGGCGCCGCCAGGGGCCGCGCGUGGUCGCCGCGGCUGGACACCAUCAAGGAGCGCAAGGGCAGGAUCAGGGGCUUGGGCGCGGUCAGCCCCGGGAGGCUGUCGCCCGUCGCCGUCAGGCUCCUGGGCCUCGACGCCAACAAGGGGGAAAGAUAGCAGUAGCAGCGCGCGCGGCGGGCCGGGACAGCCACGAGAUGCAAGCUACUUGGGGAAGCUUGCUCGAUCGAUCGCGCCGCCGCUUCUUCGAUCGGUCGUCGCUGGUGAAACGAAGCAAAUUGGAUCCGGAGGGAAGAAGCUGGCGAUGCGCGCGCAGCCCGCAGCAGCAGCUGCUGCUAGACAAUUAUUAGCUGGUAGUUUAGUGCGUCCUAGGCAUUUGGUGAUUUGUACUGUGUGCAGAGCGCAGCUGCAGCAGGCCACUCUCUCUUAGCUUGUUUCGUUGGAGGAAAUUAACUGUGUAUAGAUGUCGAUCUGAACUUGAUGAAUGGAACAUACAUACAGUACAUGUACAGCCAUAGAGCGAGGCAGGCAGGCGGGCAUGUGAGCAUGUCGUCUCUGGGAUCUAGUGGAAUCCCAAGUCGUGGCGUCAUUGAUAGUACCAUCCAUCCAUCGAGCAUUCGAACAGUACUCUGAAGCCAUGCAUCCGAUCGACGCUCCAGUACUACUGUAGCAUAAGUUUUUCUUUCUUCUUUCUUUUGAUGAGAAGAAGAGAGAGGGGACGAGAUGCUAGCUA